This is a messenger RNA of Lingula anatina, 1456 nucleotides long. RefSeq names its product protein shisa-3 homolog. The record is from RefSeq and is a predicted model, not a curated record. Lineage: Eukaryota; Metazoa; Brachiopoda; Lingulata; Lingulida; Lingulidae.
GUAAACUAGGUCAUGUUUGCGCGGGAUCUGGUCCACCUGAAGUACACACCUGAGGCUCAAAACGAGGCUCUUAUGGUCAGUUUCACUUGCUGAAUUAAUGUCGCUGUCCCCAAGGAACGCUUCACGUUGACCUACCAAACCAUGGUGCUCCCCAGGGACGUGAACCCGGCGCCUUUGCUGGACUGGUGUAUUGUUGUCGUGCUUCUGGGAACGCUAAGCUCAGCCACCGGCCAAGUAUUCGACCCCAGCCGCGACUGUUACGAUUACACUGACGUCAACAAUGUGGACCUGGUGGGGGACAGGUGCGCUGAGGACCAGCACUGUUGUGGUACGUGUUUCCUCAGGUACUGCUGUACCUCUCCUAACUACGGCAUGAACUGGCAGCAGCAGUGUCUCAACAACAGAUUAGCCAUGUCAUAUCCUACAAAGGGUCCGUACUACCUUCAGCCGUCAGUGCUGGCCGGGGUGAUAGCGGCGUCUGUGGUCGGCGGCAUCAUCCUCAUCACCGGCGUUGUCAUCGUAGUGAUGUGGAGAAAUCAAGUGGCUUGCUUCGACAGGGAACGAUGAUAGACCUUUCUUUGGAGACACUGGGAGACAGGGUGCAAUUUUGUGAUAAAAUUUUUUUAUUUUAUCCUUGGACUUGCUCCCGAUAACUCGGCUGUCUCCGAAGUCAAACACACUAUUACUCAAGGCAAUGUCAGUGGAGCAUACCAGAAAAUCAUACUCGGGGUGGAUGGAGAGAGAGAUAUUUUAUUUUUAUGUAAUGUUGGGCAAGUCUGGGUGCCCUUUGUGGGCAAAACUACCUGGGAUUAUUUUAACCAAAUAACCAAUUUAUUUUACACAAUAAAAAUAGCCCCUAUCUGAUUAUUUCUCCACCCCUCAAGUAAACCGGUAGACUAACAUUUUGAGAUGAUUUGCUUUUGACACAUCACGAGACAAGGCCCCCUGAGAUUUUCACGAAGAAAAAGUUCCCAAUUAUAUUUCGUCCAGUGGCAUGGGUAAUGAUGUUUCUAAUCUUAUAUCAUAAGAAACCUUUAUUUUACUAGAAGUUAGAAGUUGUUUUAUCACUUAUAAUAACAUACAAGAGUAUUUCAGACGGGUCUUAUAUCGACUCAUUGAGCUGAUUUAAAUUAUAUUGCAAGAGAGAAAUGGUGCUUAAUUGUUAAAACACGUUCACUUGUGAUACGUAUACGUGAUGAAUGUCCACAGGGAUAGUGACAGUAUUAUCUUUUCAUUUUGUAUAUUUCAAUGUCAAUCAUAGCCAUCGUGUACUUUGCAAAUGUUGCAUACGAACAAAGCUUACAAAGACUUUGCAACUAAUACUCGCAAAAAUGAGAAAAUAAACGAACGUGAAAUAUUGUAGCCAUAACACAUGAUAUUGUUUAGUUUUUCUAGAAUCAACGUGGGGUAAGAAACUGUAGUUGCAGGUGUAACAGGAAUGAAAGUCAGCUAGGAA